This is a messenger RNA of Encephalitozoon romaleae SJ-2008, 408 nucleotides long. RefSeq lists its product as hypothetical. Bases 1 to 408 code for a protein of 135 amino acids. The record is from RefSeq and is a predicted model, not a curated record. The transcript has a single exon. Lineage: Eukaryota; Fungi; Microsporidia; Unikaryonidae.
AUGACUUUCAUGCAAGAAAACAUAAAAGAAAAGAUUGAUUCUAUCGAUGCAUUGAUGAAACAGUUGGAAGAAAACAGAAACAUUUCUGUGGUUGACAUACUCAAGGAAGAAGUUCUUAAGCUUAGAAAGCUCAACGAGGAAUAUAGAAAAGCAUUGGAGGCCAAAAAAGUCAUGCAUAAGGAUCAACACCAAAACAAGACCAGGUAUUAUCUUAAGGAUGGGUCUACAUAUGUUGUUAAGAGCAAUCAAUACAGAUACCUGUAUGAUGCAAAAACUAAGGUGAUUACUUACGAGUUUUCAAACGGGCAGAUUGAAAAGACAUUUCCUUCGGGGCUAAGAGAGAUCAGAUAUCCGGACGGGAGCAUCGCCAUAAAAAAUGGCCUCAAAGACCAUGAAUACAUUAAAUAG